Molecule: messenger RNA, 1902 nt
Organism: Funneliformis geosporum
Lineage: Eukaryota; Fungi; Glomeromycota; Glomeromycetes; Glomerales; Glomeraceae
Source: the annotation of a GenBank genome assembly
AUGCCCUUCACGUUAUCAGCACCAAGGUCAGAGGUUGAACCUUCUCGAUCCCAACAAAUUCAAAGAGCGGACAUCGUUUCUGCGGCCAACCAGGCCUCAACUACCACAAAUCAUUAUCCUCGAAGACGAAGAAAUGUAUUUAGUACACUAACAGAUUUGAUACAAACGAAUUCAAUGGUCCGUUAUGGUACCUUAAUAUUUUUAGUAGCAUUGAUUAGUGUAUUAUACUUUGCUACGACACAUCAGGCAAUUAGACCAACAGAUUCGGGUCCAACAAUAACUAGUGAAUAUUUAACUAUCGUGCCAAAUAAACAUCCAAACAGGUCAUCAGAUGAUGGAUUUCCUAUAUCAGAAGGACAAACUGAGCCAUUUGCUACUUUUGAAGCUUACGGCAAAGGAGAUGUACAACAAAUAGCUGAAGGUAGUCUUCAUAACAAUACAAAUAAAGGUAUAAGAGGAGUAUUAUAUGAUCGUGGAGAUGGUUGUCAAAGUAUUAAAUUUAACGCGGAUGAUUCACCAACAAUAGGAGUUGUUCCAUCAAUUCCAUUACCCAAGGUCUUUACACCUUAUAAAAUAAGUUUAAUAUCUUCUGAUGUAACUAAUUGUCCAUUGGAUCAAAAAAUAAAACUUUCAGAUUAUGAUGGUGAUAGAGCGAUAAUCUUUCAUGUAGAAAGUAAUUUAGAUGAAGAAAAUUUAUCAGCAUUAAACUCUAAAGGUUAUACUAUUCCUAUAUUUACCAUCAAUAAAUCAUCGGGUGACAAUUUUAUAUCGGAAUUAAAAAGGUUAUAUCAGGCCAAACCCAAAGAUGAUUCGUUAUAUAAGGUAAUAAUUGUAAUCUUAAAACCUUAUCAUCAAAUUGUUGUCAAUUCUUGGCUAUUUGCCAUGUUUGCAGUUGGUGGUAUUUUAGUGGCUUCAUUCUUUGUUUCAAUAUUAAUUCACAUGAGAUUAUAUCGUUUAAGAAGGAAUCAACAGCUUGAAAUUAGUAGACAAAGAGCUACUGAUGAAGUUUUAGGGAUGAAAAAAUGGACUUUGGAAAAAGAUAUCAUCGACACCUUCCCUAUCAUCAUUUAUGAUAAAAAAUCUGGUUCAAUUUCGGAGGAACCAACACCUUCUACCGAAUCUACAGAUAUGAUUGCACAACCACAACCAUCAACUCACGAUAAUGAGGAUAUCGAUUCGAUAAAAAAUGAAAAUGACGAAUCUAAUAUGACGAAUCGACAACUUCGUCAUUCAAUUUCCACACAAUCAACACGAGGACUUCACCGUUCAAUUUCCACUCGGUCAACACGAUCAACAAAGUCAACAAGGUCACUUCGCGCGAUCAUUAAUGCGACGAAUUUAUACAAGUCAACAUCAAUUCCAACUACCCCAACUACCCCAAUUACCCCGACCAAUCCAACUAUUCCAACUACUCCAACUGUUGCAACUAAUCAACUUACCCCAACUACCCCAACUCAUCAAACUACCACAGCCACCACAACCAUCCCAGCCAAUCAAACUUCUCUGACAGCAGCAAGUGCAUCAACUGAUGAUGAUACAGACACAUGUGCAAUAUGUUUAGAUGAUUUUGAAAAUGGAGAUGAAAUAAGAGAAUUACCUUGUAAGCAUUGGUAUCAUGUAGAAUGUAUUGAUCCUUGGUUAACAACAAAAAGUAGUUCGUGUCCUUUAUGCAAAAUCGAUUGUAGACCAAAACAAAAUGAGGAGAUUAUUAUUGAUGGUUUCGAAAAUCAAGAUAGCAAUAAUGAAAGCGAUGUCAAUAAUGUUUUUGCUAGAAUGGGUAAGGUAUUUGGUAAAUUAUUUGGGAAAAGGUCAAUAAGUGUAAGGCCAGCAGAUACACGACAACAGAACGAUAGGACUGUAGAUGAACUAGAGAUGGAAAGUAUUGAAACUUCGAGGACAUAA